AUGAAGGCACAGUACAUACUAUUAGUCAUCUUAGGUGUGGAAAUCACUAUAGGGAGUUUAGGAAAUGGAUUCAUAGCUGUGGUGAACAUCAUGGACUGGGUCAAGAGAAGAAAAAUGUCUUCAGUGGAUCAGCUCUUUACUGCCCUCGCCAUCUCCAGACUUGCUUUUAUGUGGUCACUACUCACAGUUUCAUUGAUAAAUGAGAGGCACUCGUCCUUUAUGAAAACUGAAAAAAUGUUGAGAAUACUCAGUAUUUCCUGGACAGUGGUCAAUCAUUUCAACAUCUGGCUUGCUACAUGUCUCAGCAUCUUUUAUUUUCUCAAGAUAGCUAAUUUUUCAAAUUCUAUUUUUCUUUUCCUGAAGUGGAGAGUAAGAAAAGUGGUUUCAGGGACACUUUUGGCAUCCCUUCUCUUCUUGUUUAUGAAUAGUAUAGUUGUAAACACAUUAUCUGGAAUCUGGAGUGAUGACUAUAACGCAAAUAUGUCCUAUAGUUCUCAUUCAAAUAACUAUAUGCAGUUGUCUAUGCUUCCUUUAUUGAUAAUCACUGUGUUCACAUUCAUACCCUUCACUGUGUCCUUGGUAUCUUUCCUUCUGCUCAUCUUCUCCCUGUGGAGACAUCUGAAGAACAUGCAGCUCAACUCUGAAGGCUCCAGAGACUCCAGCACUACAGCCCACAUAAGGGCCCUGCAUAUGAUGGUGGCAUUCCUUUUACUGUAUACCAUUUUCUUUCUUGCACUUGUCAUUCAUUUUUGGGAAAAUGAGAUUUGGCAGGAAAAUUUGUUCAAUUUGCCUGUUGAGGACACAGCACUUGCUUUUCCUUCAAUCCAUUCCUGUGUCCUAAUUCUGGGAAACACUAAGCUCAGACAGGCUUUUCUGUCCAUGUUGAGGUGGCUGAGGCCCAGGCUUUAUGUUUCAGAACACCCAAGUUCUUAG
This is a messenger RNA of Psammomys obesus (fat sand rat), 933 nucleotides long. Its product is annotated as taste receptor type 2 member 140-like. The record is from RefSeq and is a predicted model, not a curated record. Gene Ontology annotation, biological process: sensory perception of taste; G protein-coupled receptor signaling pathway; detection of chemical stimulus involved in sensory perception of bitter taste. Gene Ontology annotation, cellular component: membrane. Gene Ontology annotation, molecular function: G protein-coupled receptor activity; bitter taste receptor activity. Lineage: Eukaryota; Metazoa; Chordata; Mammalia; Rodentia; Muridae. Bases 1 to 933 code for a protein of 310 amino acids. The transcript has a single exon.